Messenger RNA from Populus nigra (black poplar), 4088 nucleotides. RefSeq lists its product as uncharacterized. Lineage: Eukaryota; Viridiplantae; Streptophyta; Magnoliopsida; Malpighiales; Salicaceae. The transcript is spliced from 26 exons. Gene Ontology annotation, molecular function: carbohydrate binding. The record is from RefSeq and is a predicted model, not a curated record. The coding region runs from base 165 to 3770 and encodes 1201 amino acids. Gene Ontology annotation, cellular component: endoplasmic reticulum membrane.
GCCUAAUUUAUAUAUCGUAUUCUAAAAAUCUCAAAAUUCAUAAACCCUCACGUCGGAGGGAGAUAGAUACACUUACACUCACAGUCGAAAUUAAUCCCACUAAUUUAAUCAAUCACAUGUGAAGUACCCACCACCAGAUCUGUUCUCUCAAAUCAUCGCUAAAAAUGAAGAUGAUCGGAGACUUAUUUCUCUGCUUAUCGAUCGCGCUAAUUUUCUCAAUCUCAGCUGUUUCCGCUGAUUUGAUUAACGGUUGUGGCGGAUUCGUCGAGGCGAGUUCAUCUCUGGUAAAGUCAAGGAAUCCAAGCGCCACAAAAUUGGAUUAUUCUGACAUCACGGUAGAGCUUCGUACUGUAGAUGGAUUGGUAAAGGAGAGAACACAGUGUGCUCCCAAUGGUUACUACUUCAUUCCAGUCUAUGACAAGGGCUCAUUUGUUAUUAAAAUCAAUGGACCGGAAGGAUGGUCGUGGGACCCAGAAAAAUUCCCAGUUGUCGUUGAUGAUAUGGGCUGCAACCGCAAUGAAGAUAUUAAUUUUCGAUUCACAGGGUUCACUAUAUCUGGUAGAGUUGUGGGAGCAGUUGGUGGAGAGAGCUGUUCUGCAAAGAAUGGUGGUCCUUCGAAUGUUAAUGUUGAACUUCUGUCUCCUAACGAUGAUCUCAUUUAUUCUAUUGUAACCUCACCAGACGGGAGUUACUUGUUCAAAAAUGUUAUUCCAGGAAAAUACAAAGUUCGUGCUUCACAUCCUGAUUUGAAAGUUGAAGUUAGAGGUUCCACAGAGGUGGAAUUGGGGUUUGAAAAUGGCAUAGUUGAUGACAUUUUCUUUGUCCCUGGAUAUGAUCUUCACGGAUUUGUGGUUGCUCAGGGAAAUCCAAUUUUGGGAGUUCACAUUUAUCUGUAUUCGGAUGAUGUUGAAAAAGUAGAUUGUCCCCAAGGCUCUGGUGAGGACGUGGGGCAAAGAAAGCCUCUCUGUCAUGCUGUAACCAAUGCUGAUGGAAUGUUCAGAUUUAAAUCACUACCAUGCGGUCAUUAUGAGCUUGUUCCAUCCUACAAGGGUGAGAAUACGGUAUUUGAUGUUUCACCUCCUCUCAUGUCGGUUUCUGUUGAGCAUCAGCAUGUAACAGUUCCCCGACAGUUUCAGGUCACAGGAUUUUCUGUGGGGGGUCGCAUAGUUGAUGGGAAUGGUAUGGGAGUUGAAGGAGUCAAAAUCAUUGUUGAUGGUCACGAAAGGUCUGCAACUGAUAAAGAAGGCUAUUACAAGCUUGACCAGGUUACAUCAAAUCGUUAUACGAUAGAGGCCAAGAAGGAGCAUUACAAGUUCAACAAGUUAAAGGAGUAUAUGGUUUUGCCAAAUAUGGCUUCAAUUCCAGAUAUUACAGCAAUCUCCUAUGAUGUCUGUGGUGUAGUAAGCAUGAUUGGUUCUGGAUACACGGCAAAGGUAGCCUUGACCCACGGACCUGAGAAUGUCAAACCUCAAGUCAAACAGACAGAUGGAAAUGGCAAUUUCUGCUUUGAGGUUUCACCCGGUGAGUAUCGCUUAUCUGCUUUGGCUGUUACACCUGACAGUGCUCCUGGACUUUUGUUUUCACCAUCUUAUGCUGAUGUUAUAGUCAAAAGUCCAUUGCUGGAUGUACAAUUUACUCAGGUACUUGUCAAUAUUCAUGGUUCUGUUACUUGCAAGGAGAAGUGUGGUCCAUCAGUUUCUAUCACCCUUGUGAGAUUGGCUGGUAAACAUACAGAAGAAAGAAAGUCUGUUAGUUUGACAAAUGAUAGUGAUGAAUUUCUCUUUCAGAAUGUCGCGCCUGGAAAAUACAGGCUUGAGGUUAAACAUGGUUCCUCAAAAGCUGUGCCCAAUGAAGAUAAUUGGUGCUGGGAACAGAGCUUCAUCAAUGUGGAUGUUGGUGCUGAGGAUGUUGCAGGAAUUGCUUUUGUUCAGAAAGGUUACUGGAUAAAUGUUAUCUCAACCCAUGAUGUGGAUGCUUCCAUGAUUAAGCCAGAUGGUUCGUCCAUUGAUUUGAAAAUCAAGAAAGGUUCACAGAAUAUAUGCAUGGAAUCUCCUGGAGUACAUGAGCUGCACUUUGUUAACUCCUGUAUUUUCUUUGGGAGCUCGCCAAUAAAAAUUGAUACAUCAAACCUGCUGCCUAUCUAUCUGAAAGGAGAGAAGUAUCUUCUUAAAGGACAAAUCAGUGUCGAGUUAGGCUCAGCUGAUGGUGGAUAUGAAUUACCUAAUAAUAUCAUUGUAGACAUCCUUAAUAGUGAGGGCAAUCUAUUUGAUGGUACCGCUGCCAUCCUUGUAUCACAUGAAGAUGAUCAAACUGGAUCUGCCUUUUUUGAGUACUCUGUGUGGGCUAAUCUUGGAGAGAAACUUACCUUUGUUCCUCGGGACCCUAGGAACAAUGGAGAGAAGAAGAUCUUGUUUUACCCCAGAGAACAAAAUGUUUUGGUGGCAAAUGAUGUUUGCCAAUCUCCAAUCCCCCCAUCAUCUGGCCGAAUGGGGCUGUACAUAGAAGGAUCAGUUUCUCCCCCUCUUUCUGGUGUUCACAUAAAGAUUAUUGCUUCCGAAGACAGCAAAAUUACUCCACUCAAGAAAGAUGAAAUAGCAUUUCAAACUGCUACAGGAGUGGAUGGUUCUUUUCUUGGGGGCCCUCUAUACGAUGAUAUAACUUACAGAGUUGAGGCUUCAAAGCCUGGCUAUCAUCUUAAACGUGUAGGGCCUCAUUCCUUUUCUUGCCAGAAGCUAGGUCAAAUUUCUGUACACAUAUACUCCAAAGAUGAUUCUAAUGAACCCAUUCCUUCUGUGCUAUUGUCAUUGAGCGGUGAUGAUGGUUAUAGGAACAACUCAAUAUCUGGGACUGGUGGAACUUUCCACUUUGAUAACUUAUUUCCUGGCACUUUCUAUUUGCGUCCUCUACUGAAGGAGUAUGCUUUCUCGCCAUCAGCUCAAGUAAUAGAACUUGGUUCUGGGGAGUCUAGAGAAGUCACUUUCCAUGCCACCCGUGUUGCUUACAGUGCUACAGGUACUGUCACACUAUUGUCUGGCCAGCCAAAAGAAGGUGUCUCAGUUGAAGCUCGGUCUGUGUCAAAAGGUUACUAUGAGGAGACAGUAACUGAUUCGUCUGGAAGUUAUAGGCUGAGAGGGCUUGUACCUGAGGCAACCUAUGUAAUUAAAGUAGUAAAAAAGGAUGGCUUGGGUACCAAUAGAAUUGAGCGUGCAUCACCUGAAUCUGUUACUAUUCAGGUUGGAUCAGGGGAUAUAAGGGAUUUGGAUUUUGUGGUCUUUGAACAGCCAGAAGUGACCAUUUUAAGUUGCCACGUGGAGGGACAGAGAAUGAAAGAACCACAGUCACAGCUAUUGGUUGAGAUCAAGUCGGCAAGUGGUUCAUCCAAGACUGAGACUGUCUUUGAGCUCCCAGUGUCCAACUUCUUUCAAGUGAAGAAUUUACCCAAGACUAAACAUCUCCUGCAGCUUCGAACAAGUUUGCAGUCAAGAACCCACAAAUUUGAGUCGGAGAUUAUUGAGGUUGACCUUGAGAGGACAGCCCAGAUCCAUGUGGGCCCACUGCGAUAUAGUUUUGAGGAGGAUCACCAGAAACAGGAAUUAACUCCAGCACCAGUGUUCCCUCUCAUAGUUGGUGUUUCUGUAAUUGCCCUUUUCAUCAGUAUGCCAAGAUUGAAGGAUCUGUAUCAAGCCACUGUGGGAAUACCGACACCAGGAUUUAUGACAAUUGCUAAGAGGGAACCACGAAAGCCAGCUGUGAGAAAAAAGGCAUACUGAAGAUCCCUUUUGUGCCUAUGGAAAGCACGAUGGUAGAGUUGAAUAUGAGCCAUUCUCAAUUCUCCGUUUAGUAACGCAGAACACAGAGUUAACUUGUGUGAGAACACUAGCACUUACACAGACUGGAGUUUCUUUCUUUCUUUCUUUCAGAAUCCCUAGAAUACAAGUUCUCUGAUUUGUAGAAGCGAAAAAAGCAGAUCUAGUAACACACACUUUAGUUAUUUUUCCUCUUCUUUCUGUUCUUUCCAUUUUUGUUUAUGUUGUAUUUUGGAUUAGCUUUCAGCAAAUAGAACAAUAAUUCCAGUAGAAUGCCACCAA